Messenger RNA from Owenia fusiformis, 2808 nucleotides. NCBI's taxonomy places the organism in Eukaryota, Metazoa, Annelida, Polychaeta, Sabellida, Oweniidae. The record is from the annotation of a GenBank genome assembly.
AUUCAAUAACAAUUCACCAGAUCCAUCGUCACAAUACUUAAGCAUAUCACCAAAAUCGUCAACAAUUAUUUCGAGCCAAGAGAGUACACAGGAAGAAGGGAGUUCCUUCCAAUCUACUCCAUUAGUACGUGGGGAACCUGAUGGUGCAUCCAUCCCCUUUCAGGUCGCGUCACAGCCAUUUGAUAUCUUAGCUAAACCCUUUGGGGCUACAUCUGAUGCCCUGAACCAAGGAACAAAACUAAACCCAGGAACUAUAUUAACUUUUACAGACCCUCGAUUGAAGAUUCAAAAUACUAAUUUAACAGAAUGGGGUAAUGACAUACUGCCCAUUCCUAAGGAUUCUGAGCUGCAAAAUUAUAGUCUAGAUAAUGCUAAACAAUUCCCAAAUAUCGACAAGCACUUAAAUGAUAUAAGGACUACAAGUGGUGCAAGUAAUUUUGGAAAUCCCACAUCAGAUUUCCUUAAACAGCUUCAUCCAAGUGGAUUUUCGGAUAUUCUUCAACAUUCAGGUGGCAGUACUAAGAGACGUCGUGCUGAACCAGAGCCGACGGAAAAGUUUGUACGACUUGUGAGUCGAAGACAGCAUGCUGAGGCUAUCACUGAUAAACCGGUGAUGUACGGAGAACUUGUGAUAUUAGGGUAUAAUGGCAACCUACCCCAAGGUGACAAAGGCCGCAGAAGGAGCAAAUAUUGCCUUCUGAAGAGGAAAAAGGCAAAUGGGGUGAAGCCACUUAGAAAACAUGUCGUAAACAGACCACAUGAAUCCAGUAUUGUACAGGACAGCGAACAGCAUUCCGUGUCAUAUACACUGUCCCGAAAUCAAGCAAUUGUUGUAGAAUACACACACGAUGAUGACACAGAUAUGUUCCAGAUUGGAAGGUCAUCAGAUGAGCCGAUAGACUUUAUCACCAUGGAUACCAUACCUGGUAACCAACGAACAGACAAUGCAGUAGUUACGCAGAGCACAAUAUCACGGUUUGCCUGUCGUAUAUUGGUCGAGAGGGAGCCACCAUAUACUGCUCGUAUUUAUGCUGCCGGGUUUGACUCGGCUAAAAAUAUAUUUUUAGGGGAAAAAGCCACAAAGUGGAACACAGAUGGAGAUGGCAUUGACGGAUUAACAACCAAUGGGAUUCUCAUAAUGCGAUCCAAAGGUGGCUUUUCUGACCAAUCAGAACCGGGGGUGUGGCAGGAAGUUUCAGUGGGGGGAGGAAUCUAUGCACUCAGGGAGUCGAGGAGUACACCUCAACGCAGUAGCCUCGUAGAGGAUGAAAAUAACAUAUUGGAAGAUGGUACGCUCAUAGAUCUAUGUGGCGCCACAUUACUUUGGAGGUCUGCUGAGGGACUCAAGAAUGUACCCAGUCAAUCCCAGCUGCAGAGCCAAGUUGCAGCAAUCAAUGCUGGCAGACCGCAGUGCCCAGUGGGCUUAAAUACUCUAGUUCUUCCAAGUAAAAACACUAUAUCAAUCUCAGACAAGCAGCCCUAUGUUUAUCUCGAAUGUGGCCAUGUACAUGGGAAGCAUGACUGGGGGGACAAAGAGCAUGAUAAUUCCAAACGAAUGUGCCCCAUGUGUAGGAAGGUUGGUCUGUUCACCAAGUUGCUGCUGGGAAAUGAGACAAGUUUAUAUACCAGCAGAGAUCCCCCCACACAUUGUUUCUGUCCAUGUGCUCAUAUGGCCAGUGAACACACAGUAAAAUAUUGGGCCUCAAUAGCAAUUCCUCAUGGUUGUCAUGGUUUCCAAGCCAUGUGUCCAUUCUGUGCCACCCCAUUGGACGGUGUCCCUGGGUUCACUAAACUCAUCUUUCAGGACAAUGUGGAUUAAUAAAAUUAAUAAAAUCAUGUCCAGUGGAUUAAUAUUCUACUAUGGAGAAUAGAAAGAUUCACGCAGUGGAAUGGAAAUCACCAACUGACCUAGAACUAAUUAAAGCUGCAUGCUAAGAUUUAUUCAUUGCUGUAUUGAGUUAUUAAUAAUCACAGUUAACGUGUGAAUGAUCUCGGGAAUCAAGUAGAAUCAUACUCAUGGAUUGAAUAGAAACAGUAUGGGAUUGAAAUGGAACAGAUAUGAAAAACAAUUGAAUUCAUGCAAUUAAGUGAAAUGCUGCAAACAAUUAAGAAAAACAAACAAGAAGAAAACAAACCAAACAAGUGAAACAAAGGGAAGAAGUAAGAUUGAAUGACCAAUUAAAAUAAUUAUAUUAUAGUCGUGUACCUUUUGCUCCAAUUACAGCUGAGGCAAAAAUGAAAGGACAACUGUGGUUUGAUUACAAACAGACAAAUUCAAAGUUUGGAUCUAAAAGAAAUGUACCAGGGUAAAUAUUUGUUUCAAAUGACAUAUGGUUUUAAACUUUCAUAGACGUACUAGAUGUGAAUGCUGACAAAUGAAUCGCCUCUUCAACCAGUUGUGUACAAGCUGCAUGUAUAUGAUUCCACACUGAAAAAUUAAAACUUUUGUCGAAAUGAGCUUUUAUAAAGCUGAUUAUUUUAUAAAUCACAAUGUACAUAACAAAAUUAUGAUGUUCAAACUGUUUUAUUUCCAAUUAUUGACAUUAUUAUUAGAUGUUCUAUUGAAUCAGUCAGCCAAAUUUAAAGUAUUCACUCACCUUGCGCUCUUUCCCUGGAUAGUUUGGUGUUUAACUGACUUAAAACAGUUUGUAAAUGUUACAGUAUAACAGUGUUGUUCAAAGAUGUCCCCUUGAACCUAAACAGCUCAUAUUUAUCAUUUACUUAUUUUCCUUUUAUGGUAUCACAGUUACUUUAGUUAAAACUACAAUAAGAUAGGGGGCGUGUCAAGAUUGUUUCACGAUUUAUAAU